This is a messenger RNA of Hordeum vulgare subsp. vulgare (domesticated barley), 768 nucleotides long. RefSeq names its product TPD1 protein homolog 1-like. Gene Ontology annotation, biological process: cell fate determination. NCBI's taxonomy places the organism in Eukaryota, Viridiplantae, Streptophyta, Magnoliopsida, Poales, Poaceae. The record is from RefSeq and is a predicted model, not a curated record. The transcript is spliced from 2 exons. The coding region runs from base 57 to 587 and encodes 176 amino acids.
GCAGUGUUGUUGGUUUUGGCUGUGAAUAUUCAUCUACAAGUUAGAUUGGUUAACCCAUGAUUUGGAAGAUCUUAACCGUUUGUUCAGAAGCUUCAGCCAUGGCCUUCAAGGCCUGCAUCCUGAUCCUGCUCUUCCUUGCUGCUCUUCUCCAUACAGGUAUGCAAGAACAAUACUGUAAAACUUGUUCUCCGUCGCAGCUUAAUCUCAUCGAUCCUUGGAUCUUGCGUACCGUUGAUGUGUCCACAGGCCAUGCUGGUGGCGACCCUGGGCCGUGCAGCCUGGAGGACAUCCGCGUCUCAUCGGCGUUGACGGGGCGGCUGGUCCUGAAUGUGCCGGAGCACAGCGUGACGGUGGAGAACGCGUGCAAGUGCCCGCAGAGGGGCGUGGUGAUGUUCUGCAACCUCGGUGAGGUGAAAGCGGUGAUCUCGGACACGACCAAGCUCCGCCUGCUGAACCGGGAGCAAGGGCAGUGCCUCAUCAACAGCGGCUGGCCGAUCUUCAACGGCAAGCCGAUAACAUUCACCUACGCCUCGAAAACGCCUCUCGAGUUCACCCUCGAAAACGCCUCGCCGGAGUGUCGGGCGUGAUCGUAGCCUUUUUUUUUAGGCAAACACACGUAGCUUUGUUACUCGGAAGUAAGAAUGUUUACUGGUGCAGAAAUAGGGCCAUGGGGAUGAUCAAGCCAAAUAUGGCGUCCUAUACCCAAAAACGAUGUUUUGCUUUGCAAGGCUAUGCGCGCUCAUGAAUAAAAGGACAGUUAUCAAACGA